AGCGGGCUCAAUCAGAGAAUGCUUGUUUGAUAAGGCUCUCGUCAAGAGCCGACCUCUCUCUCCUCUCCAUAGCUUUUCUUUCUGUCUUGGAGACAGGUACUUUGUUUGCUAGCGGUCUAGAGAAAUUUGAUUGAUAGGGUGCACACUCAUAUAAAAGUAGAGGCAUUGCUCAAACAAACCACAUCAAGAAAACAAAAACCCUCUCCAUGCCAUGGAGCCUAACGCCAGCAAUAACAUGCAACCUGAUAAUUGCCUGGAAAUAACACCUAUGGAGGUGCACAAGGUUGUCCCACCACCCCAUAGGAGCACCAUACAGAAGCUCAAGAGUAGACUUAAAGAGACCUUCUUCCCUGAUGACCCUCUGCUGCAAUUCAAAAGACAGCCAUUGGGCACGAAAUGGAUACUUGCAGCUCAGUAUGUCUUUCCCAUUCUUCAAUGGGGUCCUAAUUACAGCUUCAAGCUUUUCAAGUCUGAUAUUGUUUCCGGCCUUACCAUUGCCAGCUUAGCCAUUCCACAGGGCAUCAGUUAUGCUAAGCUUGCAAGUCUACCUCCCAUAGUGGGUCUCUAUUCUAGCUUUGUUCCUCCUCUUGUGUAUGCUGUUCUUGGAAGCUCCAGGGACCUUGCUGUAGGACCAGUUUCUAUUGCUUCUCUUAUACUGGGAUCAAUGCUUAGGCAAGAAGUAUCUCCUAUCAAUGACCCUCUCUUGUUUCUUCAACUAGCCUUUUCUUCGACUUUCUUUGCUGGCCUCUUCCAGGCUUCGUUAGGAUUGUUAAGGCUUGGUUUCAUCAUCGAUUUUCUUUCCAAGGCAAUUCUAAUUGGAUUCAUGGCUGGAGCUGCUGUCAUAGUCUCUCUCCAACAACUAAAAAGCCUCCUUGGAAUCACUCAUUUCACCAAACAAAUGGGACUCGUUCCUGUUUUGAGCUCUGCUUUCCACAAUAUCAACGAGUGGUCAUGGCAAACGAUACUGAUGGGGUUUUGCUUCCUUGUGUUCCUUCUACUGGCUAGACACGUCAGCAUGAGAAAACCAAAGCUGUUUUGGGUUUCAGCUGGAGCCCCUCUUGUGUCUGUGAUCCUAUCUACUAUCCUGGUUUUUGCAUUCAAGGCACAGCAUCAUGGGAUCAGUGUUAUUGGUAAGUUGCAAGAAGGGCUAAAUCCUCCCUCAUGGAACAUGUUGCAUUUUCAUGGAAGCAACCUUGGACUGGUUAUUAAAACCGGCCUUGUUACUGGCAUUAUUUCCCUCACUGAAGGCAUAGCAGUGGGAAGGACUUUUGCUGCUUUAAAAAACUACCAGGUUGACGGUAACAAGGAAAUGAUGGCAAUUGGAUUAAUGAAUGUAAUUGGCUCCGCCACUUCCUGUUAUGUUACAACAGGCGCUUUCUCUCGGUCCGCCGUCAAUCACAACGCAGGAGCCAAAACAGCAGUUUCUAACGUUGUAAUGUCAGUGACAGUUAUGGUGACACUCCUCUUCCUAAUGCCUCUAUUCCAAUACACACCAAAUGUUGUGUUGGGUGCCAUCAUAGUAACAGCAGUAAUUGGCCUCAUAGACUUCCCAGCUGCCUGCCAGAUAUGGAAGAUCGACAAAUUUGAUUUUGUAGUGAUGCUGUGCGCAUUCUUUGGUGUUAUUUUUAUCUCUGUACAGGACGGUCUUGCCAUUGCGGUAGCAAUAUCAAUUUUCAAGAUCCUUCUUCAAGUUACAAGGCCAAAGACUCUGAUUUUGGGAAACAUACCUGGGACGGAUAUAUUCCGUAAUCUUCAUCACUACAAGGAUGCUACGAGGAUCCCUGGUUUCCUCAUUUUAAGCAUUGAAGCUCCAAUCAACUUUGCUAAUACAACCUACCUCAAAGAAAGGAUUGUGAGAUGGAUAAAUGAAUAUGAAACCGAAGAAGACAUAAAGAAACAGUCAAGCAUUCGUUUUCUGAUCCUAGACCUGUCAGCUGUCAGCGCCAUCGACACAAGCGGAGUCUCACUCUUUAAGGAUUUAAAGAAAGCAGUGGAGAAUAAGGGAGUCGAGCUUGUGUUGGUGAAUCCCGUGGGGGAAGUGUUGGAAAAAUUGCUAAGGGCCGAUGAUGCCCGUGAUAUCAUGGGGCCUGACACCCUUUAUUUGACAGUUGGAGAAGCUGUGGCUGCACUCUCAUCAACAAUGAAGGGUCAAUCAUCGAGCAAUGUGUGAUAAUGAGAGAAUUGUAACUAUUAAUCUCUUAUUCGACAAAGAAAAACAUCAAUUGUAUCAGUAGUGCAAAGAUAAGCAUUUUAUGUUGAGCAGCUUUAAUGUGAUUGCAUAUGCUUGAUAUAGUAUUUCUUAGGCAUCUUAUAUGCUAAUGUGUCUUACACUGUAGUGAUGCUUCAAAAGUUCAAGCAUCCAUAGCCUGCAGGCAUUAUCUGGAACUCAAGUUUUGAAAA
Molecule: messenger RNA, 2400 nt
Organism: Populus trichocarpa (black cottonwood)
Lineage: Eukaryota; Viridiplantae; Streptophyta; Magnoliopsida; Malpighiales; Salicaceae
Product: probable sulfate transporter 3.3
Exons: 13
Coding region: 212-2170 (652 amino acids)
Biological process (GO): transmembrane transport
Cellular component (GO): membrane
Molecular function (GO): secondary active sulfate transmembrane transporter activity
Source: RefSeq, a predicted model, not a curated record